AUGUUUGGAAUCCCAGGCAGUUUUGAUCUGUUCCUUCGUACUAACUUUCUUGAAGAACAAGCGUCUCAUGUAAGGGAUCUGUCCGGUGGCCCGGCAGAUCUGUUCGUGCGCGUGACUGGCGAUUGUGCUGUUUGUGGUUUUGCUACCGGGGAUGUUGAUUCGGGGGAACGUGGUCCUGCUCGAUUGGUGCUAGUAGGGCGUAGCGGGAUUGCUAGAGCUCCUGGCCAAUUGUGCAAAAUAGAACAUUUUGACUGGUCGCAAAAAGUUUUGGGGACUGUUGAACUCAGGGUUGGCAUGUCAUGUGAGGGAUGUGUUGGAGCUGUUAAGCGGGUUCUUGGCAAAAUGGAAGGUGUUGAGUCCUUCGAUGUAGACAUCAAGGAGCAGAAGGUCACUGUGAAGGGUAAUGUGACGCCGGAUGCUGUUCUGCAGACUGUUUCGAAGACAGGCAAGAAGACGGCGUUCUGGGAGGCUGAACCCUCAGCGGCAUCUGCUGUUUCGUCCUAA
This is a messenger RNA of Triticum turgidum subsp. durum (durum wheat), 504 nucleotides long. NCBI's taxonomy places the organism in Eukaryota, Viridiplantae, Streptophyta, Magnoliopsida, Poales, Poaceae. The record is from the annotation of a GenBank genome assembly.